This is a messenger RNA of Mytilus trossulus (common blue mussel), 2107 nucleotides long. RefSeq lists its product as uncharacterized. NCBI's taxonomy places the organism in Eukaryota, Metazoa, Mollusca, Bivalvia, Mytilida, Mytilidae. Gene Ontology annotation, molecular function: protein binding. Bases 70 to 1983 code for a protein of 637 amino acids. The transcript has 12 exons. The record is from RefSeq and is a predicted model, not a curated record.
CUGAUGUCUUAAAAGUUUAAUUUUGUCUUGUUUUUAUGACUUUAUAUAGACAAUCAAAGACAUUGUAGCAUGAUGGAGAAUGAAAGCGUUCUACAACAGCUAAAUAUUGGAAGGCAACCUCUACACAUUGCAGCAUCAAUCGGAAACACAGACACAAUAACAAAUCUUGUGGGGCGUGGUUCUGAUGUUAAUUGCACUGAUGAGAAUGGAGAUACGCCACUUCAUUUAGCCGUGUCACGUGGACAUGCUCAUGUUGCUGCAUUGUUGAUAGCUCUUGGUGCAAAUUUAGAGGCUGAAAAUAAGGAAGGCUAUAAAGCAUUAUACAUAGCUGUGAUGGAUAAAAGUCCUCGUAUGGUGGAAAUAUUACUCAGAUUUGGUAUCGAUCCAUGUGUAGUAAAUUGGGAUUGGGCUACCAACAGUAAUGGCUCCAAAGAGCAUCAGAUAUUAGAGGCAUUUGACAGACAGUGUCAGCUUAUUCCUGGGUUCAGAAAUGGGUUUGUCAGCAAGGCAAUAGUUUCUGUUCACCCACACCAGGCAUGCAACUGUAAAUCUGUGGAAAUUGUAGUUGACACCACAAAGAUCAGUAGACCAUUUGUUCUUCAGCUUUAUAAAAUGCAACUUGAAUUUUCCAAUACCCAAUAUCAUCUACAAACUUCUGAACAGUAUUUUAGUGACGUAUAUGAAUUAAGAGCAUGGGACUGUAAAGAAAAAGAGAUACAACUAAAAGUUCAAGUAAAUAGUAUAAUGCGACCCAAUAGACAACUGAAAUUUGUGCCUUUGGAAAACUGUUUUGGGCGUAUAGAUGAUUCAGAGAACACGUUCGUGUAUACAGAAGAUUUGCAGACAACUGUGUCGCUCAUUCUAAAAAUACAAGAUGGCGUAUACAACAAAUUUGUAUUAGUAUCGGAAGAGAAGAUUGAAAAAAUUAAAAUUUCGAAUUCAGAUACAACAUUCCAACCAAACGUUAUGCCUGGUGCAAAAGUGUAUAUACCAACGAAUACAUUAAGACAGGACACAGUCGUCUCUUUCAAAGUAAUAAAUACAACAGAAUUGAGCGAUGAAGUUUUAGGAGGAAGAAUAUUCAGUGACAUUUUAGUUAUCAAUACAUUUCAAAAUAUUCAGCUGCAGAAUGAUGUAACAAUAACCCUUCCUCUCCAUUCGAAAACUGAAUGUGAUGAUUUAGUUGUACUAGCUUCAAACAAGGUUCGUCCAGAAUGUGUGGCUGACUGGUGGCAGUUAACCGAGCCUACUGAUAUCCCCAGUACAGGCUUUGUAUCUUUUAAUACUGAUAGAUACCCAUUAUUUGCAGUUGUAUCUAGAGCCUCACUGUCAUCAGAAUCUAGCUUCUCAGAUAUUCACGAGACACUAUGUAAUGUAUUGGAAUAUAAAAGAAAAAUAGUAAUAAUGAUUUUAACAAAGGAGGUACCAGAGACUGGUGGAGACCUGUACAUUGUUGUGCAUUGUGUUUUACAUGAAAAAGCGAAUAACACACAAAAGUUGUGGGAAGAAAAGGGGUAUACACUUCUAGGGGUUUCGGAUCAAUUACUCUGUGUGAUGAACACUAAAUUCCAGAUUUCAUUAUCAGGUAACAUUGUUGAAAUAUUCCAUACGAAAAAUAUGGAAUUACUAUUUCAACUAUGUAAAGAAAAUUACAGAAUAUUUAAUGUAACAAUCGCAAAUAAGGAAUGUAAACCCGGGGGUACUAUAAAGGUGCUUCUCGCCACAGCUAGAAAAAAUGUUGGAGAUGUUAAUGAAGAAGACGCUUCUUGUAUUUCCUGUGGUAGUAACAGUCCAAAAACAAAAAGGAUGGAUGAAUUCACCUCAGUGUUGUCCUGUCGUUUGUCCUUCAAUACAGAAGCUUUGGAGGUCAAGGAACAAACAAACAUUGACACGUCAAGUCAAAAGGCAAAGCUAAGAAAAAUCUUCGAUGGAUUCAGAUUGGUUUAUAACAGACCAAGAAACAAAAUAGUACCCAUGGUCUGACCUUUGGUACAAAGAAGCACUUUCUUGAUACAUUGUUAAUACUUAUACUCGUCUUGUCGGCCAUUGCAUGUCCAGUAUCGCAUGCAAGUGACCAUUUGUCGAAUUGGUAUCAUUUAUUACAUGG